CUGUAUUGCAGUUAUUUAUACAAUGAGCGCGCGCAUAUUUAAAACAUUAGUAUUGUUUGAACAGAGACCUCUACUGUGCGCAAAUAAUGUCAACGCAACGCCAACGUGCAUCAUCAACGGCGGUCAUAUUGUAACUAAGUGUAAUCAUGUGCAACAUCAUGGUGUAAACGAUCGUCGCAGCUGUUUAUAAUUUAUAAUUUGAUAGUUUGUACUCGGAUCUAGAUGGAAGUUAAUAAAUAAAUUUUUUUCGUAAAAUUUUCACGUCACACAUAUUCAACAUGUCGCGACAUCGAGACGUUCGCUGUAUGAAUUACUCAGAUGAGUAUGACGGCUACGAUGACGUUUAUGGACAUUCAGUGGAAGAUGAUUAUUGCGUGUCGCCUAGUGCGGAGCAGUUCUUGUUUGAUCGGAGCAAACAACAGAAUAUUGCAUCAUUUAUCACAGAACCAGACAUAGUGGAAGAUAAUGAAGAUGUUGAUGAGCCUUCGCCAUCGUCCAAUGAGAAGUUUGAUCUUUCUGAGUUGGAAAGAGCAAAACUAAUAUCCUGUAUGGAAACUAUCAGAAAUGUGAUAGGUGAUACUGUGUCUGAAUCAAAGCUGAGAGAAACAAUUAUCAGAUCAAAUUUUAAUGCUGAAGUGGCACUUGAUACUAUUCUGAAGGAAUCCUCGCCAAAAAAUACCACUGAUGCAUCAAUAAGUAAAGAACGUUUGGAACGGCACCCAGGUGUUUCACUUGAUAAGCCUAAUAAGUCUAUGUUUACAAUACCCAGAUUUUCUUUUAACAAAACUCACAUGUCGUCUAAAGAUUCCUCGUCUAUAUCUCAUACGAGUAAUAUCAAAAAUUUUAAAGACGUACAACAAUCUAAUACUGUUUCUUCGUUAGCUGAACUUGUUUCCUCUCAUGCAAAGUCUGUAAGCCCAGAUGCGAAAAAGUUAACUUCGUCAACUACCACCAAUGCACCAGCUUUCAAUUCUUUAGACGCCUUAACGGCGCAUUAUUUACAAAAAUCUAAUCUCUCGGCUCGUAGUACCGACCUUUUCGAUAAACAGCAGUCGUCGAGCUCGCAGUUUGUUAUUCCAAAAUUUUCAAUCAAGAAAGAUAACAGCGACAAAACAGAAAGUGUACAAUUUCUAAAAUCUCGCGAUAACGAGACUAGUAAGAGGCUGUUAACACCUCAGACAAAAACUCAAGUGACGGCAAAUGCUCCAGACAAAAAAUCAUUGGACUCACUCCGCAAGGAUUUUUCGAAUAUGCACAUCUUGCUUAGAAACAAUAUCUUGGCAGAUGUAAAAUCAGACAGACAACUUGAAAAUUCACUGAACGUAAAUAACAUUCACGUAGCAUCACCUGAUAAUUGCGCGGUUGAUUUGAGUACCGCUUUAAAGGAAGUAAAACUGUUGGCUGACAACGAGUCUAAUAACAAGAAUUCGAACUUGACGAUUUCGAAAAAGUUUUACGACAUGCCUAAUUUGGAGUAUAUUGAGGAUAGCAGCGGCGCAAUGCUAAAUGUGUUACCUGUUACUCUAAAUCUAGGUAACAAAUUAUCGUCAAGCAAGCCUGUGCUGCAAGUUACAACACCUUCUACCGUAAAAGUAGUACCUGCCGGGACGAAACCCGUUAUAAAAGGCUUCGAUUUAAGUGGCGUAGAGAACGCGGAUUUACUGAGUCCACGUUGCCAGAGUCCGUCGUCCAAUCGAAACAGCCCUGAAACUAAACGCCGAGAAGAUAUCAUACAAAAGGAAAAGAAGACACUUUCGUCGAAAACGAACAGUCCGAGAUGUCAGUCUCCGGUAUCGGGACACGUAACACCAGAGUUGGACUCUAAAGUGAAAUCAAACGUAUCAAGUGAGGAGAAGGUGGACGUGCAAGCAAUAUACAAAAACAAAAGAGGCGAAAGCAAGGAACAGAUUCACCUGGUGGUCGUUGGACACGUUGACGCCGGAAAGAGCACGUUGCUCGGACGAUUGCUCUGCGACUUGGGCCAAGUGCCGCAAAGACUCAUUCACAAGUAUCAACAGGAGAGCAAGAAAAUAGGAAAGCAGUCGUUUGCUUACGCUUGGGUGCUCGAUGAGACUGGCGAGGAGAGAGAGCGAGGAAUAACCAUGGAUAUAGGUCACUCGAAGUUCGAAACAGACACGAAAUCCAUUACUUUACUGGACGCACCUGGCCACAAGGAUUUCAUCCCGAACAUGAUAACUGGCGCUACGCAAGCGGAUGUUGCUUUAUUAGUGGUUGACGCGACCAGAGGCGAAUUCGAAACUGGAUUCGAUAGUGGAGGGCAGACGCGCGAACACGCACUGUUGCUACGUUCUUUAGGAGUAUCGCAACUGGCGGUAGUCGUGAAUAAGUUGGAUACUGUAAAUUGGUCUAAAGACAGAUUCAACGAGAUAGUCGAUAAAAUGAGCGUGUUCUUGAAGCAAGCUGGUUUUAAAGAUACAGUUACUUUUGUACCUUGUAGCGGUCUGUCCGGAGAAAAUAUUGUGACGAAACCGAAAGAGCAGCUCUCUAACUGGUAUACCGGACCUACUCUAGUCAAUGUAAUCGACAAUUUCAAAUGCCCGGAACGACCUGUAAAUAAGUCGUUCCGUUUCUCAAUAAACGAUAUAUUUAAGGGAACAGGAUCUGGAUUUUGCGUGUCCGGUCACAUUGAAACCGGCAUGGUGUCUUUAGGUGACAAGGUUUUAAUUCUACCCCCAAACGAGAUCGCAGUUGUUAAAGGUAUUCAGUCGGACGAUGUUUCGACGACAAACGCAUUUGCCGGCGAUCACGUCGCAUUGACACUAGCCGGAAUCGAACAGCAGAAAGUGGGCAUCGGUAAUAUUAUCUGCAAUCCGCAGAAUCCGGUACCCGUGACAACGUGCUUCCAAGCGCACGUGGUGAUAUUCGCGAUUGCAAAACCGAUCAUAAAAGGGCUACCAGUAGUGAUGCAUCAGCAAUCCUUGGUACAACCAGCGGUGAUCACAAAAUUAAUAGCGCAGCUUCACCGGAGCACCGGCGACGUGAUCAAGAAGAAACCGCGCUGUUUGCUGAAGAACUCAAGCGCGAUCAUCGAAGUCACGACGCAAAAUCCAGUCUGUAUGGAGUUAUAUAAGGAUAUUAAGCAAUUAGGUAGAGUUAUGUUACGAUUAGAAGGUACUACUAUUGCAGCAGGUUUGAUCACAAAGAUUUUGUGAAUUUGAUCCUACACAUACAAAGAAAUAUACAGAGUCUCGAAUUUGCAAUGUAAGUUUUUUCCACGUUAGAAGGAUGAGGAACCGUGAGAAAUAAAUAGGAUUUAAAAUACCUACAUACAUAUACAUAUAUAUGCUGCCGUCACAUGUAUGUACAUCACAGGAAAAAAAAACUCUAUAGGUUGUUGUUUCAUUUUAUUUAGAGAUUAAUGCAGAAGACUUUACUCAUUUGCUGUAAUAUAUUUCUAAUUAUUUGUAAUAUUUUAAGAGUGUAAUGAAUUUGAUAUAUAUAUGUCCACAAUAAAAAGA
This is a messenger RNA of Pseudomyrmex gracilis, 3479 nucleotides long. It is a transcript of the gene HBS1, whose product is annotated as HBS1-like protein. The transcript has 10 exons. Gene Ontology annotation, molecular function: GTPase activity; GTP binding. The coding region runs from base 279 to 3173 and encodes 964 amino acids. The record is from RefSeq and is a predicted model, not a curated record. Gene Ontology annotation, biological process: translation. NCBI's taxonomy places the organism in Eukaryota, Metazoa, Arthropoda, Insecta, Hymenoptera, Formicidae.